UUUGUCCUCGUUGUGCACUACGACUUCAAAAACACCGAUAGAUUUCGAAAGUGUGACAAACCUGACCUGGAUAAUCUGAGGACGACGUUUAGAGAGAACAGAAACUGCAACAUGCGUGAGCUCUCAUCACCGAAUAAAAUGAUUUUGCUCAAGCUCCUCUCCGACCAAGAAAUGCUUCUGCGCUUUUUUCGCUCUAAAGAUGUUCCGGAUCUAUUUGUGCUCUUUGUUCUCUCUCAUGGGAAUGAAAAUGGAACCAUUUUCACAGACCACAAAGAAUCGAAUGAAUUUGUGUCCUUCACAACGGACGAUGUGUUUGCGUCCCUGAAAAAAUUAACCGCAUUCGAAAAAUGCCUAAAGCUCAUCAACUUUGGGCCUUGCCGAGGAACUUUGACAGACGAAAUCGUUGUCAAUGGAAGUGGAGAUACUUCAAGGAUAAUCACAUCAUUGCCAGGAUUUUACUCUUGGAAGUCAGAACAAGGUAAAGACAUCAGAGGGCGGCGAGCAUUCGUCUUGUUUGAAGAGCAGCAGAAAGAAGUGCUAGAAAUGGAAAAUGCUCUGCAUCAGAAUUUGGACUUCGAGACAAGCGAAUGGAGACUGAGCGAAAGCAAUUUGAGCUUGUAUUUCGAGAAAGUCUCUAAACUAGAACAUGACGUCGGCUGCAUUUUGACUUGCAUAUUCGGGCAAAUAUGCGAGAAUGAAGAAAAGGAAGUCUGCAUUCUGGUGGACAAAAAGGAAAAACCAGUCACGGAUAUCUUGCACAGAUUUGUCGGCCCGAAAAAUAGAAAGUGGAUCGGAAAACCGAAAAUCUUCUUUCUCGUCAGGCAAAAAGCGCGGGAAAUAGGCACUGACUCGUUGCUCACUUGUUCAGAUGCACACAUCUCUGCUUCUAACCACAGUGGCUGGCUCGUAUUGAUUUUGAAUGAUGAAGGUACACUGAUGCAGCUGAUAAAGAUCUUGCAAGGCCAAGAGCUGAAACAGGAUAAGAAAAGCAGUCUCCAAGAACUUCUAGCUCCUCUGCUUAUUUCCAAUACAAAAGAGAUCAACAUUCUGUUGAAUUCGACUCUGCACUGCUGCCUCAACUUUCCUGACUGGCCGCGGACCUUCAUUGAACCCGAAUUAAAAAUUAAAAGGGGUGGAAACUCGCCAUUUCAAAAAAUUGGUUUCGAUGAACUCAUUGAUGAAGUUGUAUUUUCAUCCAAAGAGAGCCAAAUGGACGACUCAAGUGGAGCAAAUAAUCGUGAGACAGAAGAUUCUGCUUUGGCCUGGCUCUUGAGUUCCGUUGCCGGCGCGGGGAAAACCACUGUUUUCAAAGAAAUCGCUUAUCAGUUAGCUAAAUUUGAUUUAGGGAUCAAAGUCCUGCAUGUUUCCCUUAAGAAACACUCAAUAUACAUGUUGAAUAUGUCUGAGGUGGAAAUAAACAUCACCAAAUUCCUCGCGGAAACCACGUGGACUGACCCGGAUGACAUGAAAAACUGGGUUGAAGAGAGGAAAGUCAUCGUAUUCUUUGACGGAUUUAGUGAAAUCCUUUCAAGUCAGAGAGACAAGGUCCUUAAAAUUGCGAGGACUUUAAAAGAAAUGAGAAUUCCCUUUAUCUUCGGAGCAAGGCCGCAUGAAACUGAAGGGAUUCUGGAAAUUUUGGAGAGUGCAGCAAUCGUUGAAAUUCAGCAUCUGGACGAAGAGAAACAAAGAAUGCUCUUGCGGUCGGUUGCUGGGAAAAAAGAUGAUAUCAUCGAAAAACUCGUGAGCAAUAUUGAAUUAAAAGACAUCAUGGGAAAUCCUCUGUAUCUUUUAUUGCUGGCCGAGUCCAAUGGCGAAGGAGGUCUUUAUGAAAUUUUUGACCGUGUGGUGCGGAAGAAUAUGAAAAUAUGUAUGGAGCGCGACAAUGAUGGCAAGGAAGUGACUGAUGAAAACGUCGAAAUAAAUUUGGACCACCUUCGGUUGAUAGCUCAUCACUCGCUGAGUGGAUCGGACGUCCUUGCUGAUGAAACCCUGGAAAAUAUGUCGGCUUGGCAUGAGUCAUUGGAGGUGGACCCUGACGGCGAUUUUCUCGAUGGAAAGGAGAAAAACGAAGAGGAUUUCAAGCUCUUGUUGGCCGAUGUCGAGUACUGCGAUUGCGUCGUUCUGGCCACUGCUCCGUCCGUUGGACAACUUCAAAAAUUUGUCGAGACCUGCGGAAUCAAAGUUCCAGAUUACAAGAACAAGCGAAUAAUGGCUUCAUCCGUAUCAACAAAAUAUUCAUUGGGAAACCCGAACCUUAGGCUCAAUGAAGAGCUGGUUGAUCAGUCAGAAAGAGUUGGACAAAAUCCACACCUCACUAAACAAAUCAGAACUCAUAGCAUUGGCGAAAAAAGCGGAGACAAUCUAACGUUCCCUCAAGACCUGAAAGAGAACACUUCCAUGGAAGCAGCAACCUCUGCCAACACGGAUUCAAGCAGAGGAUCUUGGUUUGUCCGCAACUUGUGUAAUUGCCUCAAUUGGACAGAAGAAAAGCCACUUUUGCCUUUUCUCACGACAGUUCAGUUCGCCAUGCACCAAGAGUCGCUAACAGCGAUGAAUUUGCUAACAAAAGAUCCUCUUGGACAGACGCUAGAGAUUAAAUUGUUUUCUCAAAGCCAAAGCUUCAUUAUUUCAAGGGGUUUCAGCAGGUGUCUAAAAGAGGAUCUGGAAGAGAGCACCAAAAUAUCGGAGUCCGUGAACUACUCAUGGAAAUCAGACCAUGGUCAAAACAUCAGAGGACGGUCAGCCUUUAUCUUGUUCGAGCAGAAAAAGGAAGAAGUAGAGGAAAUGAAAAAUGCCCUGCAACAGAAUUUGGACUUUGACAUCAACGAUUGGAGACUGACUCAAACAAAUUUGAACCUAUAUUAUCAAAAAGUUUCAAAAUUAGAGCAUGAUGUUGGCUGUAUUUUGACCUGCAUAUUCGGCCAAAUAAGAGAAGACAAAACGAAAGGGGUCAGCGUGAUAGUGGACAAAAAUGAAAAACCAAUCUCGGAAAUCCUGCACCAAUUCGUUGGUGCGAAAAAUGACAGCAGCAGAUGGGUCGGAAAGCCGAAAAUCCUUUUUCUCGUUAACCAGGAAGCACUGGAAUGCGACUCUGUAAGGCUUGUUGCUGACAAAAAUACGCUAAAGCAGCUCAUUGGAGUGCUGAACGAUAAGGAGUUAAAGGAGGAGAAGAAGAGCCUGCAAGAACUUUUGAUGCCGUUGCUGAUUUCUCAAGCAAAGAAGGAAAAAACUCUGCUGAACUCGACAUUGCAGUAUCUCGUAAGCUUUCCCAACUGGCCUCUGUCAUUUAUUAGUCCCGGUUUGCUAUUUAAAAAAUUUGAAAACUCUCCUUCGAAAAAAAUUGGGUUCGACGAGCUGAUGGGUGAAGCUGAAAUUUCCUUUAUAGAUAAUAUCAGAACAGAUUCAGAUCAAAAUGAAUCUGCCACUGCGAACCAUAUUUGGAUCCUAAGUGCUGUUGCCGGUGCAGGGAAAACAACCGUUUUGAAAGAAAUCGCCCAUCGACUUUCUAAGCAUGAACGGGGGGUCAAAACUCUACUAAUCCCUUUAAAAAAAUACUCCAUGGAAAUGUACAACAUGUCCGCACUACAUUUCGAUGAAAUUGAAUUCCUCUCGAAAACUGCUUAUUAUUCUAUAGCCGAUAUUAACGACCUGAUAGAAUCGAAACAAAUCAUCGUUUUCCUGGAUGGUUUUGAUGAAAUCUGUCAGAAUCACAGAGACAAGGCUAUGAAAUUGGUGAAAGGGUUGAAGAAAAAAGGAGUUCCCUUUUGUGUUGGAACAAGGCCUCACGAGGUGGAUGCGAUUAUGAAAAUUUUGAAUAAUGAGGCAGUUUUUGUCGAAAUUGAACUUCUCACCAAAGCUAAACAACUAGAGUUUUUGCAGUCUGUGUCAGGGAAAAAUGAGGAUGAGAGCAUAGAGUUUUUAAACAGUCACGAAGAGAAGGACAUCCUUAAGAACCCUCUGCAUCUCUCCUUGCUGGUCGAGUACAAUCGCAAAGGAAACUUGUACGAACUCUAUGAAAGUGUAGUGCAACAAAAAGUGAAGAUUUGUUUGGAGAGGAACAAUGAUUUUAAACCAGUUGCCGAGGAGAAAAUAAUAUUAGCAUUGCACCUCCUUCGCUUGAUAGCAUUCCGGUUUUCAAGCGGAAUAGACCUAGUUGGACCAGGAGUUACAAAUGAAGACCUCAAAAAGAUGAACGAUCUGGGUGUUGCAACUGUGUUGGAUGGAAAUGUGACUUUUGUGCAUCGCACCUUCGCUGAAUUUCUAACCGCACAAAAGUUCAUACAUGAUCUCCACGUUCGUGAAAAAACUGAUGUACCUUUGUUUAAAGAAGGCUUUGAGCAGUGCAGACAGUUCGUGGAUUUGUUCUACUCAACUGCAGAGGCAAUGAAAAGCGAUGAGAAAAACACAAAAACGCUAUCAACUCUCACGAAUUCCAUCGACCCAUAUAAUUUAAUGAAGCAUACGUGCGAAGAAAACCUGAGGAAGAUUUUCAAGAUGAUAAAGCCUCAUGUUUCAUUGAAAAACAGACGGGGAAUGAACGGUUUGCAUCACGCCUUAAGGCAUCUGGAAAUGGUCAAGUUGGUGCAUGAAAGAGACAGCAGCCUAGCCACGGAUGUGACUAAAGACGGUGACACCAGUUUGCACCUUGCGAUUAAAGACUGGCGUUGCAGCGAGGAUGUGGCUAUUUGGCUUAUACAGCAAACUGGAGUCGAUGUGAACGCUGAAAACAAAAAUACAUCAGUGCAACUUCUGCUUGAUCGUAACGCUAAGGUCAAUGCAAAAGGAAACGAGGGGUACACCUCUAUACACUUGGCCGAUGUCGAUUCAAAAGAAGAAUACGGGUGGACUGCACUUCACAUCGCAGUCAAAAGAAAUAGACCAAAAAUGGCACAAAUAUUACUGGAGUACGGUGCCGACAUAAAUUUAAAGAGCAAUAAAGGGUGGUCUGCUCUGCAUGAAGCAGUUAUAGCGAAUCGUCCAGAUAUUUUGCAACAGUUUUUAGACCAUGGGGCUGACGUGAAUUUAGAAGGAAAUGGAUAUACGGCGCUGCACCUCGCUGUUCAAGGUGAUAAUCAACAGUUGGUGCGCAUGCUGAUUAAUCACGGUGCAGACGUCAACAAAAUAUCAGAAAAUGGAUUAGCUGCUCUGCACAUUGCAGCGAAAAACAAAAAUGCAGAAAUGAUUCAAAGUCUACUUGAUCAUAACGCAGAAGUAAAUUUACAAACAAAUGAAAAAUGGACCGCUCUUAUCCUUGCAGUAUAUCAUAACCACGAAGAAUCAGUGCAGAAGCUGCUUGAGAAUGGUGCAGACUCAAAUUACCCACAUUUGGUGCAAAAGUUGCUUGAACAUGGCGCGCUAGUUAAUCCAAAAACAAACUCGGGGAGGACAGCAUUGUAUAUCACAGCGCAAGGAAAUUUUCCUGAAUCGAUGCAAAUUCUGCUCGACCACGGUGCCGAUGUAAAUGUUCAAGAUAAAUAUGGAAACACCGCUUUGAACAUAGCUGUGUUGAAAAAUAAUUCAGACUGUGUGCAGAAGCUUCUGGAGCACGGCGCUGAUGUGAAUUCACCAUCAAAUGAUGGAUGGAAUGCUUUACAUAUUGCUGUGAACUACAACCAUCAAGAAUUGGUGCAAAUUCUGCUCAACCAAGGUGCCGAUAUAAAUGCUCAAAGCAAAGACGGAACAACUGCUUUGCAAGUAGCCGUGACCAGCAAUUAUCCAGACCUCGUGGAAAAGCUUCUGAAGCACGGCGUGGAAGUGAAUUUACAAGCAAAUAAUGGAUUGACUGCUUUGCAUCUUGCAGUGGAUCAGAAUAAUUCUUGUUUGACACAAAUGCUGCUCGACCAUGGAAUAGACGCAAACCUCAAGGAUGAAUCAGGGAGAACCGCUUUGUACGUCGCUGUGUAUAAAAAUUAUCCAGAACUUGUUCAAGAGCUAUUAAUCCAUGGUGCCGAUUUGAAUUUACAAGGAUGGUUUCAAGAGACCGUCUCGACCGACACUGAGGGACAAAUUUGUUUAAUGGACACUGUCGUGAGCAAGAACUAUCGUGAAAUUUUAAAAAUACUUUUAAACCAGGACGUCGAUGGGAAUAUUAAGCAGUGGAAAUUCUUCUCGAACACGGUGCUGAAAUAA
Cloeon dipterum is the source of this 6129-nucleotide messenger RNA. RefSeq lists its product as uncharacterized. The annotation marks the transcript as partial. The transcript is spliced from 16 exons. Gene Ontology annotation, molecular function: ATP hydrolysis activity; protein binding. The record is from RefSeq and is a predicted model, not a curated record. NCBI's taxonomy places the organism in Eukaryota, Metazoa, Arthropoda, Insecta, Ephemeroptera, Baetidae.